AUGUGGACAGAUGUAGUUAAAAAGAGGGCCCCGCAAAAAGGGAAAAGGCGCCGAAAUGACAUCUACGUAAACAGGAAGACGGACUUUGCAGCACAACUUGAGCGAUGCCAGAAGUCACUCGAUUCAAGGUUUGUUUCAUUUUUAAGGGUAGGUUAGAGCUCUAGGGGGAAGGGUUACGCUUGGGGUCCUUGACAUAAAUGUGGGUAUGAGCGGGUAUCGCUGCCGCUGAUCUGAAACCCUGACCAUUAAUGAAAAACGAAACUAAAAUUCCCUACCCUGUAAAUUAGAAGGACGACGAUUAAAACUCUGUUUCACAAUCCGUUAAGAGAAAAGGAAAAAAAUUACGCCCAGAAUUGUUUUUUAUUUUUUCCGAAAUAUCAGAAAACUGCCAAGAUAUCAUGUCCUGUUCAAAAGGGCAUGAGCCUGUAUAGGACCCGCCCCACCCCAAUCCAAUUCAGGGGAUAAUAGGGAGCUUAAGCAAAGACGUUUUUGAGCAAUGCAGUUCAACCGGAAGUGCACUUUUUGCAUUCUUUGGCAUUGUUUUUGCCCAGAUUUUCAGGCAAAUUGCCCCUAUAAGUUGAAAAAAAAAAAACAAUUCAAAUUGAUAGCACCAAGUUAUAUUAAGACAGAAGACGUGUCACUUCCAGUUGACGUGCGUCACCCAAAAACAUCUUUUCUUAAACUCCAUUUUGAAAACCUGCAAAUAAUUAUUAUUGCGAUAAUUAUUAUGUCGUUGUUGCAGCUUUACUUUAAAUGAGAAAUUUAAUUAAACCAGUUUUACUUUUAAAAAACAUUCCUGCUUGCUACAAAAUCAGAUCAAAUUCCAAGCUUUGAAGAGGCUGGCAGCAGCCCAGGGGGAACUCUGGAUUUCAAGUGAUAGGGAUGAUCAAAUGGGGCAAAAAUCAAAACCCAAAAAUCCCUACAGCUUCCAACAAAACUCGAAAAAAUCUCUGGACCAGCAAUUAACCCCCCAAAGAACCCAUGCCAAAAUAAGAGAAAAGAGAUAGAGAGCCACCUUAAUGCUACAUAGUGUUUUUUGUGACCAUCAUCAGGGAAGUAAGAACAAAAUUUGUUCUCACUUUCUCAAUAUGGUACUUAAUGAUAUUUUUUUUCAUUUUUAAUAGUGAGCAAGAGGUUACAAUACAUGGCUUGGGUGCUGCUAUUAACCGCGCAAUUAAUCUGGCACUGCAGCUGGAACACAGAGGUCAAGGAACUGUUGAGGUAUUUUUAGCAAUAUUAUUGGAUGAGGCUGAGUAUGAUCUGAAGAAUUAUGGACAUCAAGGAGGGUGUUAUCAGCCAAGGCCAAUAACACCCUCCAAGGCAAGUUCAGGAGAUAAAGGGAUGUUAAGUUCUGCAGAAUAUUCUCCAAAUAGCAGAUGUUGUCUGUUGAGUUGUAAUUCUUGCUGUUCUUGCUAUGUAUUUAGGCAGUAGUUUAGCUAUGUCUUCUUCGCGAAACAUGUGAAAUAUUCUGCCACAGUUUUGUACUGCACAACCAAAACAAUGCAAGCUCAUCCCCAGGGAUUCUCAUUUGCUGUCCAUUUUUCUAGCAUUUAUCCUGUACUAUUGACCUCAUUUUCCACAUAUCGCAAACAUCUUCCAAAGUUGCAGGCCAGCGCUAGCUGGUUAUGGAGAAUUGGCUGUGGAAUGUCAGCCAAUCAGAAAUGGAGCAAUAUUUUGCAUGAAUAAUAAUGUAUGUUAAUGUACCCCUGAAUGUGGGUGGUGUUUGUAAAACUAAUAUACUUGCCAAGUGUCAUGCCUAAGGCGUGAUUGUCACGCCUGCGGAUCGAAAACUUGGAUCUCACGCCUACUCACACCUGUGUUCCGAUUUGUCAGUUGACGCCUGGUGGAAAAGUUUGAGCCAUUACAGCAUUAACUGACACAUUUUGAAAAAUAUAUUAGUUAUUUAAAGAAACCAGAACCAAAGAGAGAAAAGAAAAGUCUAUGUGGAUGAUUGACUUUCUCCGCAUUCUCUUUUUUUAGUAGGGAAGUCAAUGUUCCUUUGUGUUCCCAUGUUCUUGUUAGACGGAACUCUUCGUAACAUCUUCAGAAGUCUUCGGAACAUCUUUGGAACGUCUUCGGACAUCUUUGGAUAUAAUCGGACCCUACAAAAAAUCUUGGCACUCUUAAGAUAAAAAAUGUAGCGCCUAAAAAUGUAAAAAAGUUGGCAGGUAUAAACUGAAAUAUUUACAUUGUGCAUGUUAAGGAACAGUAGUGGAGUGGUUGACUGUGCAUUAUCUGGUUGUCAUCAAGAUGCAAAAGAUACUAAAAAUAUAUUAAGUAUUCUAACAUUACACCUCCUACUUUGCAGGUAUCAGCAACAACUUCCAGCGUCAAACUGAUUGAUGACUUUGAGCCAGAAGAUGAUGUAAGGAUUUCUUUUAACUCCAACGGGUUUUUAAUAAUUCCACUUCUUCUUGAAAGUACAUAACACAAUAUUACCUCUCACUAAGAAAUUUCAAAAUUUAACAAAGAUCCCAUAGGUUCAUUAAUACUUCUGCCAUACAGAAAUUUAGUAACUCAUGUUUCUGUUGGCUAAUAUUUCCAUCAGUACUUAGUACAAAAUAGGCUAGAAAAUUUACUGACAAGCUCUUUGAACCAUUGAAGUCAACUUUUUAUUUAUCAGUAAGCACAAUGUGUAUCCAGAUAAAGCAAAAUGUAAACAGCGACAUCAACAAAGAUUUGCCAAAAUGCAGACACCUUUGCCUUUUUGCAAAUCUUACCUAGUACUGAUCCCACCAAAGUUUUUCAUACAAAGAACUGACUGGACCUUUCAUUAUUUUCUUCUGUUUUGCAGGACCGGGAAGGUUACUCCAAAGUACGAACAAACUCAGCCAUUCACAUAAAAGUGUAUAAAAAACAACUGUCACAAGUUGCCAUUGAAGGAAUCUCUAAAGAAGUCACUUGA
This is a messenger RNA of Porites evermanni, 2905 nucleotides long. The record is from the annotation of a GenBank genome assembly. Lineage: Eukaryota; Metazoa; Cnidaria; Anthozoa; Scleractinia; Poritidae.